This is a messenger RNA of Amborella trichopoda, 3780 nucleotides long. Lineage: Eukaryota; Viridiplantae; Streptophyta; Magnoliopsida; Amborellales; Amborellaceae. The record is from RefSeq and is a predicted model, not a curated record.
AGAGCGUGGUUUCCCGCCAAGGACGGAGCAGUCAAACAUAUAAAUGUGCACUUCUGUAUCCAUCUCAAUUUCUCUCUCUCUCUAGAAUCAAAUAAAUGCCCUCUCUCUCUAAAAAACCUCUCUCUCUCUAAAACCUCUCUUUAUAAGCACAGAAAUGCCCUCUCUCUACAAAAAAACAUGAAGUGUUGAUUAAGUUCAAAAAGCAAGAAGUGUUGAUUAAGUUCACGCUUAUGGCGUUUAAGACAGUGUCAGCAGGAGCUUCUUAGAGAGAGAAAGCAGAAGCUUCUUAGAGAGAGGAAAAUGUAUAUUUGUAAAACCUUUGCCCAUUUUUAUUGUCUUUUGUUUUCAGAUCAUUUUGUUGGGUUAUUUGCGGGAUUCCUCACCAUGUAAAACCAUUUCCCAUUUUUAUUGCCUUUCUUUCCAGAUCAUUUUGUUGGGUUAUGUAAAACCUUUGCCCAUUUUUAUGUUGUGUUUUCUUUUCAGAUCAUUAUUUGAUUGUACCAGGUAGAAGAUUUAUUUGCCGUAUGUUUGGGAUUUAGAUUACAGAGACGGUGGUACUUACUCAAAAAAAGAUAAAUGGGUUAUCAUUUCCUGACCUCUCUUUCAUUUUUGUUGCAUAUCAUGCAGAGUAAAAGAUAAGACGAAGUACUGUCAAGAAUAGUUACAGAGAACUGGUUUCUGCAAAGGACAAUCUCUUUUAACCCUUCAUUCUGAAUCCGAUCUUUUGAAGAACAUAAAAUAGUGUUGAAAAGUGCUUAUAGAAAAACUUGUUUCUGAAAGGGGAUUCUUUCUUUUGACGGACUCUUUAAACCCACUGGCAAUGCUUUCUGAUGCGAGUCUUUUGGAUUCUUCUGAUAUGGGUAUUUUGAUUGCAUUAUUCUUCUGACUUGGAUCUUUUGAUGUCAUUUCUGUAUUUCAUUUCACUCACAGUGAGUGAUCUGAGAGAGCUUAGUAAAAGUGAAGAUAAAAUAAUGUUCCAGGAUUCUCCCUUCCGUUGCAUCAUCAAUCAAUAGCCAAUCAAGCCACUUAACUCUAGCACGCGAUCAUUUUCUGAUUUCAGUUUUCCUCAUCCCCCACCUGUGUUUACAUCCCCACGAGAAAGUUCUCAAAGAGAAAAACCUUGCUUGAAAUGGUGUCCAUGUGGUGAGCAGAAGGACCUGAUUAACCCUGAAGAGAAACAAAAGAAACCCAUUUCAGAUUUCAGUAGUUUCUCCAGUUGGCCAAUGCUAGGAUAUGAACAAAAUUGAUCACAAUAUAGAGGAAUACUUGGCUGAAUAUGUAGAGGAAGAGACUCACAUUAUUGAAUCUACCCAAGCAUUAACUAUUGAUGAUAAUAGAACUCACCUAGUGGUGGCCAGCACAAUAUGUGAGAUUGCCAAAGUUCUUCAGGGCGUGCCUGCUGCCUCUACCUCUUUUAGUCUUGCAUGUGUUCCUGAUCAAAAAGUCCACAUGGGUGAAGAAAUUAAGAGAUCACCGGUCUUGGAUAAGAAUGGAAAAAAGGAAGAAAUCACAUCUAGUACAUAUGGUCAAAAAAAUGAUGCCGAGCAUGAUGGCAAGUGCUCUGGUAUGGUUUCUGAGGAGACCAUGAAACAAUUGGUUACUUCUUCUCAUGAAUUAGAGGCAGAUACUUGGCACAAUUAUCAUUUGAUGGAUUGUGCAAAUUCUACCCUGAAUUCACUUCUGUCAAAUAAUGGUGAACAUGGCAAUUCUGCUUGGGAUUGCUCUCAAUCUGAACAUUUUCUCAAGUUUCUCAAGUUACACUGUGUUGAAGGUCAGCAACACCAUGAUUGGCAUUGUACUCCUCAGUUGCUGCCUAAAUCGAAUUACGAUAUGUAUAUCCAUGCUGCUGCAUAUCCAGGUAGUAAAUGGAGAGUAAUACAAAAUGAUGAACUGGGUCGUGAAUGUAUUCCCGUUAUGCACAAGGAUGACAGUCAGCACCAGCGUGGCAUGAGGAGACGUUUACAGUUGGAAAAUCCUGAGGCUCGUGGAAAGAGCCUCGGAGCUAGUUGUAAUCCUUGGAACCCUCCAAAAAAUGCUUCUCUUACAAGUCCUUCUCCCACUCCUGUUGAUAUAGAUUCUGGUUCUCUCUCUCAUGAUGGUAGAAACUAUAUCCCCGUUAGCAAGAAACAGGUCUCCAUGCUUGCUUCUCCCAAUCCAUCAUUUUCCAUGAACAGAACACAAGAACUCAACUUGGACAAUAUGGGUAAAGCUGGAAAUAGUGGGAAUCCUUCUAUGCCAUCUGGUAUUGGCUUGCACCUAAAUAAUAUUGGGAACCCAGUGAAUGCUACCAUGCAAUUUACUCCCCAUGAGUAUUGUGCUUCUAGUGGCUCAGUUCUGUUUCAUUCAGAGGGCCCAAAUGUUGAUUUCCCUUCAAAUGUGGUUUCAUCUGUCACUGGGAACUCCAAAAUGGCUGAGCAUGGGUUUAGAGCUGGGAGAGUGGUGGCUGACAACGCAAGUUUGCAAAGUUUGCCUCUUGAUGUGAAACCCCUUUACAGUUAUUUGCAAUAUCUUAAACAUUCCUCAAACCCACAUGAGAUUAUGAUUUCAGUGCCGCAAGGUGCCUCUGGGCUUGGGAUGGAGCUCCAUAUUAGUCCUCAAAUGAAGAGGAGAAGAGCAACCGAUGUUUUAGAGAACAAGGACUGUAAGCGUUGUUGUCACUGUAAGAAGUCUGAGUGCUUGAAGCUUUAUUGUGAAUGUUUUGCUAGUGGAACAUUUUGUGGAGAGACUUGCUCAUGCCUAGAGUGCUUUAACAGACCUGAAUAUGAAGAAAAAUGUUGUGAGAAAAGGAAGAGCAUAGUAAUACGCAAUCCAAUGGCCUUUGAUCCUAAAAUCGUCAUGAGAUCCACAGCACGUCCACAGAGCACAGGGACUCUGCAGGAAACCAAUGAUACGUCAGCCUCUGCAAGGCAUAAAAGAGGAUGUAAUUGCAAAAAGUCAUCUUGUACAAAGAAGUACUGUGAGUGCUAUCAGGCUAAAGUUGGAUGCUCUGAUGGCUGCAGAUGUGACGGAUGUGAAAAUACCUUUGGGAAGAAAGGUGGAUUCGUUGAAGUGGACAUAGAGGAUAAAAAUGGUGGUUUCAAGGAACCACUAGAAGAAAAGCCAGAGAUGGUUGAAUACAGAAAUGCCCAUCAGCUACAUCCGAAUGUUUCCACUUCAACACCAUUUUCUCAAUAUUCGAGCCAUGGGAGGGCACUCCCUAAUUCCCAAUACCUUGCAAGAAGGCACCUCUCUUCACAAGAUCAUGAAAUAUUCGACCAUCCAUUUUUUCAUGGAGGGCCAUGGGUCUCUCCUAAUGGUGACAAAGUUAUAGACAUGAGAACCCCAACUCCAUUGACUUACCUUUCCUCACAGUUCUCUAGUAGUGCUGGUUCUAGUGAUAAUAUCAAAAGAAGUAGUGGCACCCAAUUAAGGCAUUGUGAUGGGUACUUAACACAGGGUUUAUGUCAGGGUGUCAGUUCUCCUGAUACUCCAGUGCCUUGUGUUGAUAAGCCAAGGACCAAUAUUGGGUCAUCUCAAUUAUUUGAGGAAGGCACAAUAGAUAUGCAGAAAAAUGCAGAUUUUCCCUCAAAAGUGGUGAAGGCGACAUCUCCAAAUCAAAAGCAUAUCUCAUCACCUCACCCACGUUUGCAAGAGUUGGGUACAUUGGACUCACCAUCUGAACCUAGGAGUGGGCGGAGGUACAUAUGCCACAUGGGGACUCCCUUCCCUCCCCUCAUUCCAGAGAGCAAGGACGAAGGAAGUGAGAAGUGAGUCUCUCAGUGAUUGUUCACUACUGGUGAU